Messenger RNA from Pyricularia grisea, 1047 nucleotides. RefSeq lists its product as uncharacterized. The transcript has a single exon. Bases 1 to 1047 code for a protein of 348 amino acids. The record is from RefSeq and is a predicted model, not a curated record. NCBI's taxonomy places the organism in Eukaryota, Fungi, Ascomycota, Sordariomycetes, Magnaporthales, Pyriculariaceae. Gene Ontology annotation, molecular function: oxidoreductase activity.
AUGGCCCCUUCAACACAAAAGCAGCUGGUAAUCACCGGCUCCACCAGGGCGUUCGACGACCUCAAGCUCGAGACCGACGCCCCCGUGCCCAAGCCCGGUGAGAACGAAGUCCUGGUCAAGCUGCACGGCGCGUCUCUCAACUACCGCGACCUCAUCAUCCCUCGCGGCCAGUACCCAUUCCCUCUCGACCUGCCAGUGGUCGCGGGCUCCGACGGCGCCGGCGAGGUCAUCGAGGUGGGCAGCAAGGUCAAGGAGUUCAAGGUGGGCGACCGCGUCGUCACGCUCUUCAACCAGGGCCACCAGCACGGAGCCGUGACUCUCUCGUCGUCCGCCACCGGUCUCGGCGGCGUCCUCGACGGCACCCUGAGGCAGUACGGAGUGUUCGCCGAGACGGGCCUCGUGCGCGCGCCCGAGAACCUCGACUUUGUCGAGUCGGCAUCCCUCACCUGCGCCGGCCUGACCAGCUGGAAUGCUCUGUACGGCUGCAAGCCCGUCAAGCCGGGCGACGUGGUGCUGGUGCAGGGCACGGGCGGCGUGUCGCUGUUUGCGCUGCAGUUCGCCAAGGCGGCCGGCUGCACCGUCAUCGCGACUUCGAGCUCGCAGGACAAGCUCGACCUGCUCAAGAAGCUGGGCGCGGACCACGUCAUCAACUACAACGAGGAUAAGAACUGGGGCGAGACGGCGCGCAAGCUGACCAAGGGCGGCGAGGGUGUUGACAACAUCAUCGAGGUUGGUGGGCUUGGCACCUUUGAGCAGUCACUCAAGGCCAUCAAGUAUGAGGGCAUCAUCUCCGUCAUUGGAUUCCUGGGCGGCGCCGCAGGUGAGAAGAUGCCUAGCGUCAUUUCCAGCUUGAGCAGCAUCUGCACCAUCAGGGGAACCUACGUCGGUCCCAGAAGCAUGAUGGAGGAUAUGGUUCGCGCCAUCGAGGUCAACAACAUCCACCCCGUCAUGGACAAGACUGUCUUUUCGCUUGACCAGAUCAAGGAGGCGUACGAGUACAUGUGGAACAAGAAGCACAUUGGCAAGAUGAACAUCAAGAUCGACUAA